Messenger RNA from Thermochaetoides thermophila DSM 1495, 1137 nucleotides. RefSeq lists its product as uncharacterized. NCBI's taxonomy places the organism in Eukaryota, Fungi, Ascomycota, Sordariomycetes, Sordariales, Chaetomiaceae. The transcript has 6 exons. Bases 1 to 1137 code for a protein of 378 amino acids. The record is from RefSeq and is a predicted model, not a curated record.
AUGUUUCCCGAUGCGGUGGCCCACAUCGGGACGGGCGACGUCCUUGGCGUCCACACCCGGAGAUUCCUCAUGGCGAAGCCUUUGGAUUUAGGCCAGGUGAGGGGAAGCUUCCCCGCACUCUCGGCAGGUCAGAUCUUCUUUGAUAAUGCUGGUGGCACUCAGAUCCUCGGGACCGUUGCUGAGAGCAUCCGGGACUACCUCCUCAACACCAACGUCCAGCUGGGAGCCAGCUAUCGUGUAAGCAAGCUCGCGACAGAGCGCUAUGAACAAGGAUAUGCAGCUGCAGCAGAAUACAUUAAUGCUUCUCGCGACGAAAUCGUCAUUGGGCCGUCUACAACCCAACUCUUUCGCAAUGUCUCCUACGCCCUUUGCUUCGACCCAGGAGAUGAAAUAAUCGUGUCUAUCCUCGACCAUGAGGUCAACAUUGCUCCAUGGGUUGACCUCGCUGCCCGUCAGAACCUUGUCCUCAAGUGGUGGAAGCCAAGUACUGAGACCCCUGAGGACAGGACAAACCCCAAGUUGCGACCUUCUGAUCUUGGGGACCUUCUGUCAGACAGGACCCGACUGGUAACCUGCACACAUGCAAGUAACAUCCUCGGGACAAUCCAUAAUAUCAAAGCGAUCGCUAAAGCUGUCCAUGAUCGAUGUCCCAAGGCAUUGGUUUGUGUCGACGGCGUGGCAUAUGCACCACAUGGCAAGAUCGAUGUCAAAGAUUUGGGUGUGGACUUAUACUCCUUUUCUUGGUACAAAGUCUUUGGCCCCCACAUCUCCAUCCUCUACAUCUCUCCUCCUGCUCUUUCCCAACUCCGUUCUUUAAGCCCAAGCUUCAUCUCUGCCCGCACAGCAGAGCAGAAGCUCGGUCUUAAUGGUGCUAGCUAUGAACUAGUAGCCGCACUUGCCGUAGUGACAGCGUAUUUCUCCGAAAAGUCCAAGUGGGACGCCAUCGCUGCCCAUCAAGAGACAUUACAGUCCGCUUUGCUCGACUACCUUGCGUCCAAGGGAGACGGUGUUACUGUUUGGGGAGAACGUAGUGCUGAUCCAACUAUUCGUGUGCCGACUGUGAGCUUCACGGUGAAGGUCGAGGAAGUCAAGGAACUCAUUGAUACCUUUGAUAAAAUACUUGCUACCAAGACGUAG